Molecule: messenger RNA, 1275 nt
Organism: Spinacia oleracea (spinach)
Lineage: Eukaryota; Viridiplantae; Streptophyta; Magnoliopsida; Caryophyllales; Amaranthaceae
Product: protein FAR1-RELATED SEQUENCE 5-like
Exons: 2
Coding region: 1-1275 (424 amino acids)
Source: RefSeq, a predicted model, not a curated record
AUGGAAAACAUAGUAGAGCAUCCUAGUUUACCCAUAGACCUGAAUCAAAGUGGUGAACCAGAAGGAGAAAGACCUAGAGUAGGGAUGUGCUUUGCACCAGGGAUCGACUUUUGUAGAUUUUGCCAUGAAUAUGCUUACAGGGAAGGGUUCGAGCUUUUCAUAAAAAGCAGUGAAUUGCUGCCAGAGUUUAAGGCAAAGGGGGUUCGUAGAGGUGGCGUAGGAGAAAAAGAGGCGAAAGCAGAUAUGACGAGUCGUAUCAGACUUAAAUGUAAGGGGGGGGGGGGUGCGGCAAAAACUGAAGGAUGUAAUGUCACUGGUUGCAAAAUGUUUGUGUAUGGGGUUUUGAAGGGUGGAAAAUUUGAGAUACUCGGUUGCGACCUGAAGCAUAACCAUGAUCUCAAUCCUGGUUGUAGUUAUCUAAUGGUUAACUAUAGAAGUAUUGAUCAAGGAACGUUUGAGAGAGCGAUCAUCAAUGAUAACGCGGGAAUAAGCAUAAAUACGAACUUUAGUGCACAGGUUCUUGAGCGUGGUGGAUUCGAUAAUAUGAACUUCAACAAUCGAGACUUGAGGAAUGCAAUAAAUUUAGAUCGACGUAUGUCAAGGUGUCUGGGAGAUGCAAAGGCACUACAAGACUACUUGAAGAAGCAACAUGAACUGAAUAAUGACUUUUAUAGUUGUCUUCGAGUUGAUGACGGUGGGACGUUGUUGCAUGCGUUUUGGUCUGAUGCUCGGAGCAGAGAAUCCUAUAAAUAUUUUGGAGAUGUAAUAACAUUCGACACAACCUUCUCCGUGAACAGGUUCCGUAUGCCCUUUGCACCCUUUAUCGGUAUCAACCAUCACGGAUCAUCUAUAAUAUUUGGGGCUGCAUUAAUCACGCACGAAGACACCGAUACUUUUGUAUGGGUGUUUGAGAAAUUUGUGAAGUGCAUGGGUAAGAAACCAAAAGGGAUUUGUACAAAUCAGUGUAGGGCAAUUGGGAGAGCAGUUGAGGUUGUGUUCCCCGGUGUCCCGCACAGAUUUUGUUUAUGGCAUCUCCUCCAGAAUGCGUCGAAGAACCUGGGAACCAAUGCUAAUUGGAAAGAUAUUGACCGUUUAAUACGUACAGCGGUCCAUGAUAUGAUGCAUCAGGAAGAAUUUGAUGAAGCUUGGUGUAUAAUAAUGGACAAAUAUUGUCUAAGGGAAGCAGGUUGGAUGAAGGAGCAAUAUGAAACAAGGACUCAAUGGGCUCCCGCUUACUGUAGAGGGACGUUUUGGGCUGGGAUGUCUUCCACGUAG